AUGCCGGAGUAUAUCAAGUGUUUUUUGGGUAUCAUGGGCCUGGAGGUUGAUACCUAUGAUCAUUUGGACAGUCGCAAGCUGGUCCCUUACCAAUGCGUCAUGCGACGCAGCGACUGGGAGAUGGCGAAGCCAAGGUUCUUGGAAGUCUUUCGCCUGGCCAAGACGGCUUACCGCCGCUGCAACGGCGGCACAGUGGCGCCCGGCAUCCAGGAGGCAGAGGCAGCGCGCAAAAUCCCCGACGUGGAGCUGGGGCAGGAGGACGUGCGCCACCGCACGGGGAGGGCCGACCCCUGGGUGAUCCGCAAGACCUUCCUGGACGUCCACGAGGGGCCGGAGAAUGGUGGCCGACCGGAGAGAAGGCCCAGAACCACCAAGUUCUGA
This is a messenger RNA of Cladocopium goreaui, 381 nucleotides long. The record is from the annotation of a GenBank genome assembly. NCBI's taxonomy places the organism in Eukaryota, Dinophyceae, Suessiales, Symbiodiniaceae.